This is a messenger RNA of Amblyraja radiata (thorny skate), 1799 nucleotides long. RefSeq names its product intraflagellar transport 52 homolog (Chlamydomonas) (gene ift52). Gene Ontology annotation, cellular component: centriole; cilium; intraciliary transport particle B. The record is from RefSeq and is a predicted model, not a curated record. Gene Ontology annotation, biological process: cilium assembly; intraciliary transport. Lineage: Eukaryota; Metazoa; Chordata; Chondrichthyes; Rajiformes; Rajidae. The transcript has 14 exons. Bases 60 to 1400 code for a protein of 446 amino acids.
GCGGCGGCUGGUUACCGGCCCAGAGUGCAGCGCGGCGCUAGCCAGUGAAGGCGUGGAAAAUGGUGACGAGCGUGCAGGAUAACAUGGAGAAGGAUCAACGUAACAUUAUAGUUUUUAACGCAUCAAAGAAAGAGCUAUUUUCUACCACUAGUGGAUACAAGUCAUUGCAAAAGAAACUCCGCACCAAUUGGAAGAUACAAAGUUUUAAAGAUGAAAUCACAGAAGAGAAACUAAUAGGUGUGAAACUGUGGAUCACAGCUGGUCCCAGAGAUAAAUUCACUGCCACUGAACUUGAUAUAUUGAAAAAAUACCUGGAACGUGGAGGGUGCAUUCUUGUGAUGCUGGGAGAAGGUGGAGAAUCUAAAUAUGACACAAAUAUAAACUUUUUAUUAGAGGAGUAUGGAAUUAUGGUGAAUAAUGAUGCUGUUGUAAGAAAUAUGUAUUAUAAGUACUUCCAUCCCAAAGAAGCUUUAAUAUCAAAUGGAAUUUUAAACAGAGAAAUCAGUCGAGCAGCUGGGAAGUCUGUGCCUGGAAUGAUGGAUGAAGAAAACAAUGGCAACAACUUGCAAGCCCUGACGUUUGUUUAUCCAUUUGGUGCUACACUGAGUGUCAUGAAACCGGCCAUUGCAGUGCUGUCGACAGGUUCUGUGUGUUUCCCCCUCAACAGGCCAAUUCUGGCCUUCUACAAUUCCAAGCUCCAAGGUGGAAAAUUGGCUGUUCUGGGAUCUUGUCAUAUGAUCAGUGACCAAUAUUUUGACAAAGAAGAAAAUGGCAAAAUCAUGGAUGUUGUCUUUCAGUGGCUGACUACAAAUGAAAUCCAUUUAAACCAAAUUGAUGCUGAGGAUCCAGAGAUUUCAGAUUAUACCAUGCUUCCAGAUACAGCUAAACUGUCGGACAGACUGAGGGUGUGCUUGCAAGAAGGGGAUGAAAAUCCACGGGAUUUUACGACACUAUUUGACAUGUCGGUCUUUAAACUGGACACAAUGGCUCUCCCAAAAGUUAUCACGGCUUAUGAACAACUAAAUGUGAAGCAUGAAUCACUUCAACUGAUACAACCUCAGUUCGAAACACCACUUCCUACACUGCAGCCAGCUGUCUUUCCUCCCUCCUUUCGAGAGCUGCCAGCGCCAACAUUGGAUCUCUUUGAUCUUGAUGAAACAUUUUCAUCUGAAAAAGUCAGGCUUGCUCAGCUGACCAACAAAUGUACCGAUGAUGAUCUGGAAUUCUAUGUUCGCAAGUGUGGUGACAUUCUUGGUGUAUCAAACAGACAAGAAAACAAAGAUGCAAAAGAAAUUUUAGAACACAUCUUUUUCCAAGUGGUGGAAUUUAAGAAACUGAAUCAGGAACAUGACAUAGACACAAAUGAAGAUGGAAUAAUUAAUUUACAGAAUGAAAACUGAGUAGCUGUGUUCCAACUGAUUCAGCAGAUCUUGGAGAUUUCAGCAGCAUCUUUUACAAUUUGCAAAUUGUUGGAUUCCUUACUCAAAUUUUAUAUUUUUGUAUUAAAGAGUUGAUGACUUUGGCCGUCUACAACUUCAACAUAUUUCAUACACUACUGUUACAUUAUGAUGAAUUUAUCCUCCAAAACAACAUAAUUUGUAUAUACAUCUCCAGUUACAGAACCAUUAGACAUUAGUUUUAGACAUUAAUUCUCGCCUUUACGUUAUUUUAUAUUUAGAAUGCAACUCAUACAUGAAAUUAUUUUCAUAUUAUAUUUACUUUAUUGUACUUAAGUAUUGCUAUUUAUCUACUUGUUUCCAGUAUGUAUUUUGAUUUGUAAAUAAAAAAAAUAUCCAAUA